Drosophila innubila is the source of this 2136-nucleotide messenger RNA. It is a transcript of the gene Zip48C, whose product is annotated as zinc transporter ZIP11. The transcript has a single exon. Gene Ontology annotation, biological process: zinc ion transmembrane transport. Gene Ontology annotation, cellular component: membrane. The record is from RefSeq and is a predicted model, not a curated record. Gene Ontology annotation, molecular function: zinc ion transmembrane transporter activity. Bases 574 to 1602 code for a protein of 342 amino acids. Lineage: Eukaryota; Metazoa; Arthropoda; Insecta; Diptera; Drosophilidae.
AGCUUCAGUCUGCGGCUCAUUCAUUGCUUGUCGUCGCGCUCAACUCGCUGUUAAACUAACAGCAAGCCAAUUAAAACGAACAGUAUUACGCGUCCCAAUUAAUAGUACAAUUAAUAUUUUUUUAACUAUAAACAAAUGCCGUACGCAUCCGUCAAACAGCGAUAAGCAACAAGUGUGCACACACCCCUCGCCGCUCGCCCGCUUAAACACAAUCGUUUGAAAUUCGUAGAGCCAAACAAAUCAAAAAGCUGUUGUUUGUUUUGCUAUUAUUGUCAAUUGAAGUACAACAACAAAAAUCAGAGGCUGAAUCAGUGUUUAGAAGAACUAAGAACGUGGCACUUUCGAGCGAGUAAACAAUCUGGGAGAAUCCAGCAGAACGUCUGCUUGGAAAACAAUUAAGAAAACUUGUUUUUCCCCAGACUGACAUUUGCUGCGAUAACACCAACACGCACAUAAAUUAUAAAGACGCUGCAACGCGAGCAAUUACAAUAGAAUAUCAGUGGCAGUCAGAGACAGGCACCAAGAAGAAGAAGAAGGCACCAAAAUCAAAACAAAAACAAACAAAUUAUAAAGAUGAUAGCUGGUUAUGGACCCGUAACACAAGCCCUACUGGGUACACUCCUAACCUGGGGCCUAACAGCAGCUGGUGCUGCCAUGGUCAUCUUUGUGCGAGGCACACAGAGAAGAUCACUGGAUGCAGCCCUGGGCUUUGCAGCUGGUGUUAUGAUUGCUGCCUCGUUCUGGUCACUACUUGGACCGGCUAUUGAAAUGGCCGAGUCAUCGCAUUUAUAUGGCAUUUACUCAUUUCUGCCAGUGGCUGGUGGAUUUCUACUGGGCGCAAUCUUUGUUUAUGGCUGUGACAAGUUGAUGUGUUAUUUGGGCCUGAAUAGCACCAAUAUGAUGAUACAAAUGACACAGAGCAACAAGGAUAAAGCAGACAUUGCCAUCGAUGAGCUGAAGCACAAUGGAGCGAACGCCAGGCUGACGUCCAAGAGUCUGGACAGCUUCUCGGAUUGCCUCAGUGUGCAACACAGCGGAGAGUCGCGACGCCGCAAGAAGGGCAGCAUUUGUGAGGUGGAGCAGUGUACAUACACGGCGGAGGCGGCACUGGAGCAGCAGCGUACACAGGAGGCGCUAUCGCAAUGGAAACGCAUCAUGUUGCUGGUGGUGGCCAUCACCGUACACAAUAUACCCGAGGGAUUGGCGGUCGGAGUCAGCUUUGGCGCUGUGGGCACUACAAACUCCUCGACCUUCGAGAGUGCACGAAAUCUGGCCAUUGGCAUUGGCAUACAGAACUUCCCGGAGGGAUUGGCCGUCAGUCUGCCGUUGCAUGCAGCCGGAUUUAGUGUGAUGCGUGCCUUGUGGUAUGGACAAUUGUCUGGCAUGGUGGAGCCAAUCUUUGGCGUACUAGGAGCCGUUGCAGUGACAUUCGCUAAUCUUAUACUGCCAUAUGCCUUGUCAUUUGCUGCUGGCGCCAUGAUUUACAUAGUAUCCGACGAUAUAUUGCCGGAGGCACAUGCCAGUGGCAAUGGAACGAUUGCAACAUGGGGAACUAUUUCUGGAUUCUUGAUAAUGAUGUGCCUGGAGGUGGCGCUAUCCUGAUGUGGCCACCCAACAUCCCACACCCAACACAGACAUGUUCCUACACACAGGACUCAUAAAUCAUUAGUGUUUAAAUUGCAAAUUUUCAAACGUACUUAAAACAAUGCGCAUUUCUUGUAUGUAAAUAGCAACAGAACUGGCUUUUAUAUCAUAUUGUCCAGUACUUUUAUUUGUAUAUAUACUAUAUAGUAAUGUGUGUCUGUUCAAAUCUCAGAAAAAACGUUGCCUGUUAGCGCGUUUAACGCCAGCCCAAAAUGAAUAACUAUUUUUUAUAGAAGUAACUUGAACAUUAUGUAUAUUUAAUACCCCCGACUCCCGACGUACUCUACUAUCGAGUUAUGUAAAUGAAUGAUUAUUAUAAUAAUAUAGUAGCAUCGUAAAAUGUAUUCUUGUGAAGUGGCGGUAAACAGACGUACGUGCAUGUAAAAUAGGUUUUAAGUUGUCAGGCGUUAAACAUUCAGCUUGUCUGGUUUUUAAAUUGUCGUCAUAUUUAUAAGUAAUAAAACAUAAUGUAUGUACAUAUUAUAUACUAUA